CAUACAACGCCUUAAGUGGAUAUCACUAGAUCACAAUGAUCAAUUCAUUUUGUCUAGUUCACAGAGUGCAAAGCUUGUAUAAAAGUUAUUUGAGAACCGCACUCUCUCCUCACAUUCACUCUCUUCCGUCUCUCUGUCUCAUUCACAGCACGCCGAUUUAUCCAACGGCCAAUAAUUCCCACAGCCCUUCCAAUGGCCAAAUAACACCAUAUCAUCAUCAGCAGCUACAGCAGCAACAACAACAACUAAAUGAGCACGGUUAUUACAAGACCACAAUACCCGUUGGCGUUGGCACUGGCAGCGCCGUCAACAGCAGUAGCAGCAAACGCUGCUCUCACUGUCAAACAGCUGAUUUGUGCUCACGCGCACUCGUGCAAGAGAGCAUCGGCAACAACAACAAUAAUAACAAAAUAAACGCGGCACAGCCAACACGCAUACACACCCACACGACACACACACACGAAAGCACAAGCAGCUGUGAUAGUGACUGCGCUGCCGCUGCUACUGCGAAAUGGCGCAGUAGUCGUGUGUGUAAAAAUCAUACGACUACAACGAUAACAACGCUCGAAUACGAACUUUCCAAUUUUGCAAAACUCACAACACAAAUCAGUACGCAACGCGACGUUGACGAGGUAACAGCAAGAGCAGCCGAAGCUGAAGCUUUGCCACCACCACCGAUAUUAUCCUCGAGCCACUUGCAGCAGCUACAACAGAGCCUGCACGAGCUACACCAGCAGCAAACAAAACAACUUAUUGGCAAACCAAGCAACAAUCUACAACAAAUACGACGCUACAGCUGCGACAUGAGCAAAAGCAACGAUCUGCAUCGUGAUCGCCUCGGUCUCUGGGGCACCGGCGACAACGAGAUUGUGGGCAACGUCUCUGGACUCGAGCGCCUGCAAAACAAACGCUUCAACAAGGGUCUCGCCUUUACACAUGAGGAGCGCCAGGUGUUGGGCAUUCAUGGCCUUCUGCCCUAUGUGGUGCGCAGCGAAGAUCAGCAAGUGGAGCAUUGCCGUAUUCUGCUGAAUCGUCUGGAGAACGAUCUGGACAAGUAUGUGUAUCUGAUUGGACUCUCUGAGCGCAACGAGCGUCUCUUCUACAAUCUGCUCGGCUCGGACAUUGCUCACAUGAUGCCGCUGGUGUAUACGCCCACGGUGGGCUUGGCUUGCGAGAAAUACAGCCUGGUGUUCCACAAGUCGAAGGGCAUGUUCAUCUCCAUUAAGGACAAGGGACAUGUCUAUGAUGUGCUCAAGAAUUGGCCGGAGAUGGAUGUGCGCGCCAUUGUGGUGACCGACGGUGAACGCAUCUUGGGCCUGGGUGAUCUGGGCGCCAACGGCAUGGGCAUACCCGUGGGCAAGCUCUCGCUAUAUACGGCUCUGGCUGGCAUAAAGCCGCAUCAGUGCCUGCCCAUCACCUUGGACGUGGGCACCAACACACAGUCCAUACUGGACGAUCCGCUCUAUGUGGGUCUGCGUCAGGCACGCGCCACAGGCGAUCUGUAUGAUGAGUUUGUCGAUGAGUUCAUGCGCGCCUGUGUGCGCCGCUUUGGCCAGAACUGUCUCAUUCAGUUCGAGGACUUUGGCAAUGCCAAUGCCUUCCGCUUGUUAUCUCUGUACCGCGACAAAUACUGCACCUUCAAUGAUGAUAUUCAGGGCACCGCGUCUGUUGCUGUCGCCGGCCUGUUGGCCUCGCUGAAGAUCAAGAAGACACUGCUCAGGGAUAAUGUGCUGCUGUUCCUGGGCGCCGGCGAGGCUGCGCUUGGAAUUGCCACCCUGUGCACCAUGGCCAUGAAGGAGGAGGGCCUGAGCGACGAGGAAGCCAAGGCACGCAUCUGGAUGGUCGACAGCCGUGGCGUGAUUGUGCGCGAUCGUCCAAAGGGCGGCCUCACCGAGCAUAAACUGCACUUUGCCCAGGUCAGCACGCCCAUUGACACCUUGAUGGAGGCGGUGAUAAAAGUGCGCCCCAAUGUGCUGAUUGGUGCCUCCGCUCAGGGCGGUGCCUUCACAAAGGAGAUUCUCGAGAAAAUGGCCGAGAUCAAUGAGACGCCCAUCAUAUUUGCCCUGUCGAAUCCAACCAGCAAGGCUGAGUGCACCGCCCAGGAUGCCUACACAUAUACAAAUGGUAGAUGUAUUUUUGCAUCCGGCUCACCGUUUGCACCGGUUACCUACAAUGGACGCAAAUUUUAUCCGGGCCAGGGCAACAACUCGUACAUCUUUCCGGGCGUGGCUCUGGGCGUCUUGUGCGCCGGCAUGCUGACCAUACCGGAGGAGGUGUUCCUCAUCUCUGCCCAAUGUCUGGCCGAACUGGUCAACAAGGAGGAUCUGAGCAAGGGCAGCCUGUAUCCGCCACUUAAUUCGAUUGUCCAAUGCUCAUUGGCAAUAGCCGAGAAGAUUGUCUGCUAUGCCUAUCAGAAUAACCUGGCCACCGUCCAGCCCGAGCCCGACAGCAAGCUGGCCUUCAUCAAAGCUCAAAUGUACGAUCUCGACUAUCCGCGUGCCUUGCCAGCCACCUAUCCCUUGUAAAGGGGAGCCCUUUGGAAGAGUCAACUACGGCACAUUCAGCUACUCAACUCGUCGUGCACCAGGAUAUUCCCAUUCUUCAAGUUUGUCGUCGUCGCGUUCAGUUUGGCAUUGCAGCAUACUUUCCAUUCCACAUGCUUCUAUGAGUUGCCGUACGAAUUUAGCCGCGGGCAUCAACACCAGCAGCAACAUGCAUAUGUUAUUUAUUUUAUAGUCUCGCACACAUCCUUUUUAUUAGCAUCCUUUAACACAUGUAAUAAUCCUACGAAAACGCUCUAUUCCGAUUGUUUGCUGGCCCAAGUUGAAACCGAGAGAACACAUCACACUGAUAUAUAAAAAA
This is a messenger RNA of Drosophila novamexicana, 2862 nucleotides long. It is a transcript of the gene Men, whose product is annotated as NADP-dependent malic enzyme. Gene Ontology annotation, cellular component: mitochondrion. Bases 36 to 2525 code for a protein of 829 amino acids. Gene Ontology annotation, biological process: pyruvate metabolic process; malate metabolic process. The transcript has 4 exons. Gene Ontology annotation, molecular function: malate dehydrogenase (decarboxylating) (NAD+) activity; malate dehydrogenase (decarboxylating) (NADP+) activity; NAD binding. NCBI's taxonomy places the organism in Eukaryota, Metazoa, Arthropoda, Insecta, Diptera, Drosophilidae. The record is from RefSeq and is a predicted model, not a curated record.